Molecule: messenger RNA, 1155 nt
Organism: Dioszegia hungarica
Lineage: Eukaryota; Fungi; Basidiomycota; Tremellomycetes; Tremellales; Bulleribasidiaceae
Exons: 3
Coding region: 1-1155 (384 amino acids)
Source: RefSeq, a predicted model, not a curated record
AUGGCGUCCAGUGGUCACUCCAUAACAUAUACAUAUGCCGAUCUCGUCAAAGCGGACGCACGCUUUCCGCCCGAAUUGGUGCUGUCUGUCAUGUCGAGUGUUCCUCCUUGGCUACUGCGAGCCUUGUCGGAGGGCAAGGACACGACAUCCAAUAUCCCUGCCCUCGCCAAAACGGCACUCGAAGACUGGCGUCGUCGCAACUCCUUCAAUGAUGUUCGAACGUCGACUUUGCCACUCGACAGUGCUAUCUCCCAAGGCUCCACUGUUGUCGGCAAGCUCAAUUCGAUGUCCCUAUCGUUCCAGGUGGAGGUAUGGCUCCGUGGAGCAUCGUCAAGUCGCAAUCCGCCGUCCAGUCUCAUCGCGGCUACAACCACUCUGUACUCUGGCGACUUGAAGACCCACCGAUUUGGCACUGUUUACAUUGGCGCAUGUCCCUCGCGCGAGUAUGGCUCGCGAAUGAGCUUCUGCGAGCCACCAGCAGCUCAUAUUCAGUGUCUCCAAGGCAACUUGCUGGUCUUCGGAGAUCACAUCAGCGGAGACUAUCAGGAAGGCGGGAACGGCCCGUUUGCUGCAAAUUUCAGCGAGAUUGUGCAUAUCAUCGACGUCGAGCAGGAACGAGGCACCAGUUUGCUAUGGAGCUUCGCCCUGAACAACGGUCCUCGCUUGUCACAGAUUCAUCAUUGGAGCAACGUGCUGAAGGAACCCACAAACAUUCGCUCGCAUACCUGCAUACGCACCAUCGCUCGACUACUUCAGGAUACCGUGAACACCGGGCAGCAUGUCACACUAGCCGUACCCAGCGGCGGCCUGGAUCCCGCAGACAUACCUGUUUACAAAGCAGAGGUGAGGUCCAGAGUGGACGCAAGGAUGAGAGAGGCUCGGAUGGGGCUGUCAGAUGAUCAGAUCGCCACUGCGCACAAUCGAUUUGACAUUGAGUUCUUUGCUUGGGGAGACGAGUCUCGGUACGACAAGGCGAUGGAGCUUCAUGAGGAGGCACAGGUUUACCUCGAAUACCCGGAGGAGACUGGGGCUGUCUCUAUUCUGGACAUGAGCCCGCUCUCGGGGAUAUCCCAAGCUUGCCGAAUCCCCGACAUGGGCAAGCUCCAGACGCGAUCAGCAGCCCACCCGAACCCUGAGAGCGUCUGGCACUUUUGA